ACUUGAGUGUCGUACGCAGUUGCACAAUGUUCAUCUUCACGGCUCCAUCAGUGCACGUAAAGCUCACGCAACAUCCCUGCGUUUAGCGUCUCGGCUCAGUGCGCGCACUCGAAAAAUUUGCUGGAGGACACGCUAGAAGAAAAUAUCUCUCUUCUCUCGUGGCCUGGACCUCGUUUCGGAGAGUGGGUGCUGCGCUGUAACUGCUCCGCAAUUUCACUGUACAUAUUUAGGCCAUGGACAGAAUAUCUCCUGGAAGCUGAAUAAUCAGAGGCGUCCCAUCCGCGCCCGUCUAGGCCAAGAAUAUAAUGAGAGAAGACAGCAACGAUUCUGAGAUUUUACAAUUUAUUUUCAUACGUGGAUCUGUCAUCAUUUAAAUUUAAUAGCUCUGCAUUCCCCUGCCAAUUUGUAUCUAUACUGAACUUCCAAAUGGAUAAAAAAAGGAAAAAUGAUUUACCUACACCAGUACCAGAGAGAGUAAGAGAGUUUGAGGGGACAGAGGGUACAGAAGGUAGAAAAAAAAUGAGAAAGACCAACACAGAAGAACUGGAUUUCUUCUCUGAUGGAACUGAUGGCAAAGAUAAACAACUGCAGGAUUUAGCAGUUAAAGAGGUUGAUCAUUCAGAAGGUAAUAUGAAAGGGAAGAUCAGACCUGGUGCAAAACGAACCAAGAAACCCCCAAAGAGCCUUGAAAACUUCAUAUGUCGACCUUCGGUUCGAGUGUUUCAGAGGCCUGAACCUGUGGGGCAAAGUGUCUGCAAACGAAGAGAUGGUAUAAGUGCUAAAACUAAACGCCUCAGUCAAUUAUGUCAUCCUGUCCAGAAGAAAUGUAACACUGACUCAUUGGAAACAAAAGACAAUUCAGCUAUGACAAAUACUGAUUCAUCAGCACUUUCUCUGUCCUCUCUCAUACCUUCAAGUAUCAUAUCUCCUGCUUCAGACUCCUCUACUACAAGGGCAGCCAAAAAGGUUCUCCCAAAACAAACUAAGAAGACAGAUUUAAAGUCAGAUAUAACACUACAGGAAACCCCACAGUCAUCCAACAAACUGUCAAUUUCUCACAAGAUAACGCUUAAUUCUAACAUAAAGCAGACAUACUCCUCUAAAAAUCCUCCUGAUUCAAAUUCCACCUAUCAAAGGGAGUCCAGCCCACAUGAGUGCAUUAAUGUUCUAGAUGAGGACAUGAAACAGAAAGGUCAAGCCAGUCCAAACUCCAGUUAUGGAAAUCCAAGUGAAACCAGUUUACAUGCUGUGCCAUCCAAGUUAACAUCCUGUUUUCAAAAAAAUGCCUCAAAAUACAAUGAAAGUCAUUCAGAAACACCUUCAAGUUUGCAUUUGAAUGCAAAAAAGGGUGAGGGCUGUGUGGAUGAUCACAACCAUGCUGAUGUCAGAAUAAUAACUAACGAUAAAAGUAAGCACCAAAAUGGCUCCAGUCCUUGUACAAAUGACCUGUUAGAACACCCCAACUCUUUCCAAGUAACUGAUUCCCCAUCCACCAGUAAGUGCACAGACACCACAUCAGAUCUGUCAGAGAAUAGCAGAGGAAGUAAAGGACAGAAUGAAAAUAAAGACCUAAACUGCACUCCAGAAAUAACCAUAAAAUCCCCCAAAAAUCCUGUUCCUGUGCACAAAAAUUAUGGCAACACAAACGGAUCAGCUAAUGACGAGCAUGGAAAGCAAGUUAAGCUUUGUACAAAUCAAGACCAAAUUGAAGUAGACUGUUUGUCUGACACUAACAAUUCUGUCAGUUCUACAUUAAAUCCUCAAAUAUCUACUGACCCAGUAACACAUCUGAUGGAUAACUUAACAACUAUCAGCAAGCAAGAAAAAAAACUGUCAAAGAAGCGACAGGUCAGAAGCCUUCGCAGCAAUAAGAUUGUUAAUGAGAUUAAUCAUAGCCCUGUUGCUAGUAAGCUACUAGACAGUGGUUCACAAAAUGAAACUCCAUUCUGUAGUUUUUCAGAAUCAUUGUCCUCACCUUAUUGUGAACUUCCCAAAUCAAAAUUUGCUCAAAACUCAAAAAAUCUCAAUUCAGAAAUUUCAUCUCUCAAUAAUCCACCAUUUAGAAAAAGGGGUAGACCAAAAUCAAACAAACCAGGGUUACAGUUUGAGACAAACAUUCCUCAAGUGUCUGCUAUUAAUCCUCCAAGUGAUGAAAAUGCAGAAGACCUAGAGCAGGAACUUGAUAUAGUGCAGACAAGGCCUAUGGAAAGAAAACGUGGGCGCCCAAAACAGUCGUUUUCUAUCCAAGCACAGGAAACUCAGUCAAAAUUAAGCUCUAAGAAACAGUGCUCUGGAGACCUUCAUACAACUUCCAAAGACAAAGCAAGAAACAUUCAAAAGUGCAAGAAAAGCAAGAGAGUAAUAAUGAAGACAAUCAUUGGAAAGAUCAAUAAGAUGAAAGUGAAAAGGAAAGAUCAAAUGCUCACACAGAUUCUGUUGGGACAGAAGCAAUGCGACUCUCGAGAUAUUUCUCACCAAGGCACAGAAAGAGAUGCCUGCAGUCCAGAUUCUACCGCAACACACUCCUUAUCAUCCCUUGUAUCUUCUUUUGGAGGCAAACUUGGUUCUCAAAUUAACGUCAGCAAAAGAGGAACAAUCUACAUGGGAAAGAGGAGAGGCCGCAAACCAAAAUGUCAGACAACCUCCAACAUUUCCUUCCAGAAAUCUCCACAGAUGUUAUCAGACAACCCACACUUUACCCCCAUGUCUACUUUUGUGCCAUCAUUAGAUUCCCAAAAUAUUUCUUUAUCAGGCUCCCAUAACACACUUAAAAAUAUUGCCUCAUCUUCGUCGUCUGGGAGAUGUUCACAGAUCAGUUUUAAUGCCCCUAAAAUCAAAGCAACUUCCUUUAAACAACUGAGUGAAAAUUCUCAGGCUCACGGUGAACUAACACUGAUGUGUGAUAGUGGGGAAGGAAUUAAUGAUAACACCACAUCAGACAGGAGCAAGAGAAAUAACAGGUUGGAUGAAGGCAUGGGAUUUUGUUCAGCACCAGCCACAGGCCCUGUAUUCACGUCUGGUGUUCCUGGGAGUAAUUCCUUUCAUGGUAGACAGAGGGCUCUUUGCGCCUUACCUCCAGAACGCCUUUUUUCUGCUCAUUUGCCAUUAGGCUCUGGUAGACCACAAGAUUCCAAUCCCUCUUUAACAUUCACAGACCAAGAGGCACAUAAAUUUAAAUGCCAUAGAAAGGGCCAUCACUGCCUUAGUCGAGAAAAGCUUAGAAGACAUAAAUAUAAAUGCAAGAAGAAGUAUAUGCAUCUCAAGGCCAAACACCAAGACCCAGACUUCCUUGCAGAUAUUGACGACCUGGUUGUCAGACUGAGCAAGAUUCGUAUUGUGCAGCGCAUCACCCGACCAAAACUUGGUGAUGAUGGUAACAUAAUUGGAAGAAAGACUGUAAAGGGCAAAUGUCAGUCCUAUGAUCUUCAGUGCCUACAAGAAAAAGUUCACCCCCAAGCCAUGUUUCAGAUUAACCUCAGUGGGUACUAUUCGCCACAUUCAGCCCUGUCCUGUGAACCCCUUCAUUAUGUCAGAAUGGCAAAUAUGAGAAGGAAACAUGGUUGUGUCUCCGAGCCAAGCGAACAGAUUGUUACACAUUUACCUGUGAUGCACAAACUUGGUUACCCAUACCCAGGUGGUGGAUAUAUCCAUCCAUCCUACAAAGUACCAGUGACAACUGCCUCUCUUGGUUUUGGACUCUGUCGAGGAUACCCAUCCAGUACAUUAUAUCCACUCCCUUUCCCACCAUCAUAUCUACACCACUUCUCUAAGAACCCUAUUAUAAGCCCAUCUAAGUUCCAUAAGAAGAGGACCAAGUUCCCAAGGCAGGACUCUGCAAUUUGGGGACAGAGCGCACAUGGGACAUAUCCUAGGAUGACCCCGCACUCCUCCUGUGACUGUUUCAAUACAGAAAGCGGGCAAAGGCAGAGGCAGAAAGAGAAAGGCAAAGGAAGGCGUGAUAAACAUAGCAUGACCGAAAGACAGCAUGGAAAUGAAGAAUGGCUUAAUAAACACACAAAAGCCAAUGAAAUUUCCGGAAACUGCUCAUUUAACUCCCCUUCCCCCUCCCUUUCCCCAAUUUUCUCACCAAUCCAACAGAAAGACAAAACCUUUCCUUUUACACGGUUGAAUACAUCAAACCUGGGGCAGGGAGGAGAAGUAAGAAGGUCAGAGCAUCAGCCACCAUGGGGUAUUGGCAGCAGAAGCCUUAACCACCCCUUUGAAACACUUGAAAACAAUUCAGUUGGCCAUGAGAAUACCUUGAAAGGUCCAGAGACUGAGGGGAACUCAACAUCAGCUCAGCAGCUACAUAGGAGAACUCAAUCUUUCUUAAAACAACCCACACUCAUUAAUGGUACACCAAGUCAGAAAAGGUUGACAAAGUCAAAAAGGAGUGAAGGACUUACUGGGGUCUCCAGUGUUCUAAGGGAACAAGCUAAGACAUCUGUACAAGCAUUGUCUUCUGGAGAUAUGAGAACUGCAGGUAUCAACCAGGCUGGUGGUUUCCCUAAAAAGCACCAGUGCAGUGAUCCUUCAUUAUCCAGAGAACCAGAAAAGAUGCCAAGGGGCCCAACAGGGUUUAAAACCAAAAGGAGGCCUUUGAUUAAGAAUAAAUCUAACUAUGCUAGACAAACCUCAUCUUUUUUAAGGGAUGAGCAGUCACACCCAGAAGACAGAAACACUCCUUCAACUUCAAGUGCUAAAGUACAACAUUUCAAGGCAUCAAAACAUCAUAAUUCUGAGGGACUUGAGUUUACAGAUGGCAAUGGAGUAAAGAGAAGAGGACCAGGACGACCAAGGAAAACUCCUAAACCCUCUUCUCCAUCUUCUCCAUCUUCGCUUUCUUGUCCUGAGCUAGCCUCAUCUUUGUCUAUAGAAAAGGCAGGAGAAGACGACAAAGAUAACAGUGACACAGUGUUGGAAAUUAUUGAGCUUGUCAUUCAGGGAGAGCAGAGAAGUGGGAAGAAAAGAAAACAAGAUGAAAGUGUGGGAGAUGGAGAACAGAAUCAGAAUGAAGAAAAAGAUGAGACUGAACAUUCUUCCACUCUUUGCCAUAUGUGCUCAGAGCCUAUUGAUCCAUCACCCAGCCAGGUUGAAGACAGUGAACCAGAGCAGGUCACUGCAUCACUACCCAAUAAAAAGUAUUUAUGGGCAGGGCUUUAUUCAGACGUUUAUAAAACCGAAGACAUUCCUGAUCAACCUCAUCAGCUAAACUUAGAGGGUCUAGAGUACAAUCCAGAGGAGCAUGAAUAUGGCCUCUUUCCUGCACCGCUGCACGUGGGAAAGUACCUAAGAGUGAAACGCAUCAACUUUCAGUUGCCCUAUGACAUCCACUGGCAGUAUGCACGCAACAAGCUAUUUGAAAAACCUGUAACUCUACCACAGGCAUCGCCAUCAAACAGUUCCUGUAAUCCCCCAAACAGCAGCGCACCUCAAUCCUGUUCUGACGAUUGCUUCAACACGAUGCUCAGUGAUGACGAGACUCAGUCCUGUGAUAUGGACAAUCACACACAUGUGUACGAGGAACACCAUCAGUGCCAUCAUCACCUCAAACAACAGGAGGAAACCAGUGACAAUGAGAACUUCCCCACAACCUUAUCUAGUGAGGAGAGGAGUUUUGUAAUGAAACAUGGUGUCUUCCUGGUGAGAAAUUAUGAGAAGAUGAAGGCGAGACAGGCGUUUCUUCUGAGAGAGGGCGCAAGAGAGCAAGAGAAAGAAAAAGAUGAGGACAAAGCAAAUGGUCAACAGAGUGAGGGUAGAAGCCUUGGAGAGGAUCCAACCAUCAAGUCAGGUCUAGGAGUGUGUGUAGUUGUUGGCGACAUGUGCAUGUGCCCGAUUGAUCGGAGUUCGUGUGCAGAAGAAGGGGAGCAUAUAACAUUCCAAAGCAGAAAUCUCUCACACACACUUCAAGAAAUCUGGGACAGGAUUGUUACUUGCAAGGGAUCAUCUGGACAAACCCUUAGUGAUCCUCUGCUGAACCUGUGCUCAAGGAAAAGGUCUGAUUCUGCUCUGGUGGACCUCAGCGUGGUACAAAAGCAGCUCCAGUCAGGAUGCUAUGAGAGCCUGGCGGCCUUCCACUCGGACAUGCUGACUGUGUUCCACUGUGCAGAGAAAUACUACGGCUCUGAAUCUGCAGUCGGGCGUGAUGUGAGUCAGCUGAGGGGCUUAUACCACAGAGCUCACCAGGAAGCUUCAGCUCACAUCAGCAACUUCCUGUAAGGGAUAAGUAGCCACGCCCACACACCUACCUUCCAGGGCAUAUUGUGGUUGUGGUUGUGACCAUGGUAACACACAGGCAUGAUGGGCCUUCCAGAACAGGCAGGCGAUGCCCUUUAAUAUCAAAGACCUGUUGUGUGGUGCGCUUACACAGGCAUUGAGCGUUAAACAGAGCCCUGCUGGAUGGGAUGCUUGCUGAGAAAAAGAUUAAGACUCAGAGAUCCAUAUUUAUUCAAAAAGGGUGGACAUUUCACAGAGGAGAAAAAGACUGCUGAGCUUAAAAAAAGACACUUCUUCAUUCCAUUUUUCUUCCACUUUUAUAUUUUGUCAGUUGCCUUGUUCAGAAUAAAAUCACAAAAAAAGCAUGGGGUGCAUGAAGUUGUGGGAAUGGGAAAUGCUGUUGAACUUUGUUCAACUUUGGCCAAGGACAUAAACAAUCGUACUAAAUCUAUUUUAAAAAAUUGUAUAUAACUGUAAGUUUAUUAUUUAUAAUGUGUUUUUCUUUUACAUUUGUUUAUACAUCAUUUGCCUUGCCAAUGACUGCAUAGUACCAGUGAUAUAAUUUAAUGUGAAAUGUGCCUAGUAAUAAGCAAUAAUUGGAAAGCAAUAAGCUACUUUUUGUUUUUGUUUCAUUGUCUCUAAACUAUUUUUUAAACUCCUUUUAUGCUGCCCUCUUAACUUCAAACACCAGCCUGAGAGGUGAUGUUUAAGCAUUUUUUUUAAUAACAUCCAUCUCAAAUGAGGUUUAAUUCUUUAGUAGGCAGAAAUAAAGAAUGCUUUUGUAGGAGUUAGGACCCCUUUCACCCUAAGAGCCAAAUACAAACAUAGAAGCAUACAGUCCAACAAUAAGCAUACAGUUUCUUAUUCACUCCUAAGAAAACAUUUCCCUUUUUUGUACAGUCUCAACACUACUGCCAAAGCAAAAGAAUUUCUAUUCCCAGCUUUGUUCGUCCAUGCUAGCAUUUAUUGCUGGCUGGUUUCCAGUUUCCAUCAGGGCUUGGCGUAGGCUUUUUUCCAUGCUGUGUCAAAAUCAUUGCUUCUCGAAAUGUGUCUUUACAUUUGAUAUUUGCAGUGAAGCAUUUACUAAAAAGAGACACGUUGCAGACCCAGAGUUCUCACCAGAUGCAAAUUCAUUCAGGUAUUUUACUUCCAUUUUAGCUUUUUCCAUCCCUUCUUGGUUAAAAAAUUAAGUCAAACCUUUCCCAUUAAAAUGAAGCUUUAAAAAAAUGUAGGCAACAUCCAUGUGACAUCCAUAAAAUAUUUGAAAAUGGAAUAGUAGUUGAGUUGUAAAAGAGGAGAGGAGCUUAAAGGGGAGUGAGAGAGAAAUAAUGAACAGCUCUUCAGUUUCCACAAGUAAAUGAAGAUUCUUCUCAAAUGUACAAAUGCUUACAUAGUUUUGAAGGCUUCCAGUCAUUUUUUUUUUUUUGUAUGCUGUCAUUUAGAAGCAUGACUUAGAGUGUACCAGUGAUGUAAAGCUAUCCUCAAAAACUUAAAACAGUAACUAUUAGGGUCCAAUUCUGUGUAAUAAACCAGACCAGAAGCAAGACAUGACAUGAAAUUUGGUUCCUGUACAUGUGGCCCAUUGUGACUCCCAACUCAAAACUGUGUAGAGUAUCUAAACAAACUAGUAACGGAAAAAACAGUGGUAACCGGUUGUUACUUGACGCUAAGAAUCCACAGUUUUGUGGUAAUCUUUUUGCAAAGUUAAGUACACACAGUGAAUGUCAUGCUAAGAUCAAGUUAUUUAUUUGCUAUGUCCCAUCAGUAAAUGGACAUAAAUAUGAACAUUUCGGUUUGUUAUCAGCUACUGUUAGUCAAAAUGCUCACACCUAGAAUGGCAUUGUUAAAUAUAAUUUUCUUCUGUGGUUUGCCAUGUUAUUGUAAAGAAAAUGUCCAGAAUACACUUAACAAAGUUUUUUCCAGGCCACCACACAUACUGUACAGUACAUGGCUCAAGAGUAUUAGGUUCCCUACCCCCUGCCCUGUGGUGUAGUAGCCGCUCAGGAGGAAUUUUUUUUAAACUGUUUAGGCUUGUGUUUGUUCUUAAUAAAUGCCUCAUUUAUUUCA
Messenger RNA from Tachysurus fulvidraco (yellow catfish), 8283 nucleotides. RefSeq names its product histone-lysine N-methyltransferase ASH1L. Lineage: Eukaryota; Metazoa; Chordata; Actinopteri; Siluriformes; Bagridae. Gene Ontology annotation, molecular function: protein binding. The transcript has 18 exons. The coding region runs from base 427 to 6219 and encodes 1930 amino acids. The record is from RefSeq and is a predicted model, not a curated record.